Molecule: messenger RNA, 1600 nt
Organism: Cucumis melo (muskmelon)
Lineage: Eukaryota; Viridiplantae; Streptophyta; Magnoliopsida; Cucurbitales; Cucurbitaceae
Product: BAG family molecular chaperone regulator 6-like
Exons: 2
Coding region: 149-1339 (396 amino acids)
Biological process (GO): protein folding
Cellular component (GO): plasmodesma
Molecular function (GO): protein-folding chaperone binding
Source: RefSeq, a predicted model, not a curated record
UUUCUUCAUCUUCUUUCUCCUAUAUAUAGCAAUACUCCGUAACCCUUCGUCUUCAUCUGAGAGAUUUCAACUGCAGUUAUCUUCAAGAGAUAAAUUCUUCUAUUCACUCAACAAACAAACAAGUUUCUGUCUCUGAAUCAUCAUAUUAAUGGAGCGUCCCCAUCCCUUCUUCACAAAUCACUGGAAAUUCUUUGAACCUUCGAAUCGUUAUGUGCCGAGGGUGGCGGAAAUUCCGGUAUAUCGACGUACGGUGCCGGUGGCUCCGAAGGUGGUUCCAGUUCCUGUCCGUUUUGUCGAAUCCGAGAAUAUCAGAGUUGAUUCGGCCACCAAAAUCCAGAAGGUGUUCAGAGGUUUUCUGGUGCGGAAGAGCUUGAAGAAAGUUGUGGCGAUUGAGAGAGAAGUGAAUGAGAUAGAGAGGAGGUUUGCGAAUGAAGAGACGGUCGAUUUGAUUCGGAAGGAUGAUAAGGAGAGAAUUAGGUUUGGCGAGAUAUUGAUGAAUUUGUUGUUUAGGUUGGAUUCGGUGAAAGGCGUGGAUUCUGGAAUUAGGAGUUUCAGGAAAGCGGUGAUCAAGAAGGCUAUUGCAUUACAGGAGAAGAUCGACUCAAUUGCAGCCGCGAAUGAAGCUACUAAUGUGAUUGAUGAGACUCUCGAACCCGUGACUGCUGAAUGUGGUUCUGAAGGUGUUGAUCCGAGUUCGGAAGGAACUCUGAAUCUCAAGAUUAUAAUUCCAGAGCAUGAGGAUGAUAAUUCUACUGCUGGUAACGGUAAUUGCGAAUCUGCUGAUGAUUGUGAUGGUGAGAAUGCCGAUGGAGUAGAAGCGUCAAAACCUGGAGCAAUUCCUGAGGAAUCUAAAGCUUGUUCCUUGGAAUCGAAUGUUGAUCCGGAAGUUCCUCAAGAAUCAGAGCAAGGGAAGAACUCCCCAGAGAACGAUGACACGGAUCUUGAAGCGGCAAUGAGUGAAGCUGAGAGUCAGACGGAUUCAUCAAACGACGAUGGGGUUGCAGAAUGUGGAGCUGUAGAUGAAAGAGAGGGUGGUGCAAAUGAAGAGGAUGAUAGCAGAAUCAAAGGAAGAGAGGAGGAUGGGAAGAGUAGAGAGCUUCUUGAAAGGAUGAUGAUGGACAACAAAAGAAUGAUGGAGAUGAUGGCGCAGCUGUUUGAAAAGAAUGAAAAGCAGUCACAAUUGCUAUGCUCACUGUCUCAUAGGGUUGAGAGGUUAGAAAAGACACUUUUGUGUGAGAUGCUGCGAAAGAAGAAGAGGAAUAGUACAGAUUGCUCUGAAAAAUCCCCCAAAACAAAGAAAAGUGUUCUGGAAAUACAAAAUGGCUUCUUCAGCAUAUAGAAGAUGAUGAUGAUGUUCCUGUAAAUGAAGUUUUGCGAUGAGAAGUGCAACCGUGUUCUAGGUCUAUAAUGGUAGCAAUUCUAGCAAUACAAGUUUGGAGAUGACAUGAAGUGUAUCGGUUAUCAAACUAGUGUUUUAUGUUCUAUUCAAGAAGUUUGAAGCAAUUAUAUUGUUUUUCAAUUGUUUCUUUUUUGUGAUUUGUAAUACAUUUUGGGUUUUUUUUUCUUUUACAAUAUGAAUAUAAAAUUUGAGUUUUCUUUC